Vollenhovia emeryi is the source of this 1610-nucleotide messenger RNA. It is a transcript of the gene Alg13, whose product is annotated as UDP-N-acetylglucosamine transferase subunit ALG13 homolog. Bases 673 to 1191 code for a protein of 172 amino acids. The transcript is spliced from 2 exons. The record is from RefSeq and is a predicted model, not a curated record. Gene Ontology annotation, biological process: dolichol-linked oligosaccharide biosynthetic process. Gene Ontology annotation, molecular function: hexosyltransferase activity. Lineage: Eukaryota; Metazoa; Arthropoda; Insecta; Hymenoptera; Formicidae.
AAUAUACAAAUUCUAGCAUCGUGGACACAGGCCUUUAACCGAAGGAGUAGGACUUGCACUUUUAUGCGCUCCGAUGACAUCGACAUGUCACGAGACAUGUCACAUGCUUCAAUUUUCCCUCGCCCCUCAGAUUUUUCUCCUCCAGUCAAAAGGAGAUACUUGAUACUCCAAAAUCCAAAUCUCCAAUCUCCAUUUGUAUGACGCUAUUCUCUUACGUCCUGGGUACUGUGUAAUCUCUUUUAAAGUAUUUAAUAUAUCUGUUGCUAAAUAACGUGGCAACGCAUCAGGACUGGAUAAUCGGAUCGGGCGAGGUUGUGCUUCCGCGUUUAAAUAAUUUCUUGUACGUAUGUACAACAGUCGAGUGCGUAGAAGUCCAUGUGACCGCAUAACCUAAAAAGAGCGGCCUAUUGUCAACCCAGAUCUAUCCGAAUAAGAUUACGCAAUCAAGAUUGAAAUCAGAAUUUCGGACUUUACUCAGUUUGCUCUUUCUACCUUAGAUCUAGGAUUUAUGAAAAAUAAAAGGAAAAGAAUCGGGGGGUGGGGGGGUUAACCGAGUAAACCGCUUUGAACGUGAUCAAACGUCAUCUUUCAUGUAACAUUCAUUGAUCCGACGGAAAAUUUUAUGAAAACAGAGAAAUAAGAGAUAAUGAAAAUCGUGGUUUCAAUAAAUACAUGAAACGGUACACGAUGUUGGAGAAAACGGUAUUCGUUACGGUUGGCACAACAAAAUUUGACGAGCUGAUAACUACAGUGCUGAGCCGCACAGUCCUGGAGGCACUGUCAGCACGUGAUUACAAGCAUCUGAUCUUGCAAACUGGCAACACCAACUUAAAACCAGACUGUACCGCGCGUUACGGUUUCCGUAAGAUAGAAACUUUCGGUUUAAGUCCGUCCAUCGGGGAAUACAUGCAGCUAGCGGACCUUGUGAUAAGCCACGCUGGUGCGGGAAGUGUGUUGGAGGCUUUAGAAAAUCACAAACACUUGAUCGUGGUGAUUAAUGAUCUGCUCAUGGACAAUCAUCAGACCGAACUGGCUGAACAGUUGUACAAAGACGAGCACUUGUAUUACUGUACCUGCCGAGAUUUGCCGCGUGUCAUACAAACGAUGGACUUGACCAAGUUGAAGCCGUUCGUCGAUGACAAAAGUGCGGAUAUAGCUAACUUUAUUGACAAAGUAAUGGGCUUUGGAUGACGCUGUCGAAGCAAUUUCGCCGUCUCACCCCGAGUACGAGAGCUACUUUGUACCGAUGUUUAAAAAAAAGCCAAAUAGCUGUGGGAACAAGCAGCAAUAUUUAUAUAUAUAUUUGAAUUCUUAACAUGUUUUACACUUUAUAAGGAUACAUAUUCCAUAAAGUUUAAAUUCAUUACUGUAAUAUAUUAUAUGCUCGAUAGAAUUUACAAUAAUAGUACAUUAUACACUUAAACAACCGUUCCUCAAAACUAUAUAUAUAUUAUAGAAAAAUUUGUGACUCUGCAUUAGUCAAAUUGUGACAGAUCAAUGGCAGUUUUAACGUUCCCUUGGAUAAUUUGCAGAUUAUUCUCGGACACUGUUAACGUAACAAUUAAUCCUGUAAAAGUAUUAUAAAGGUCGUCUGCUGAUGAAAAAGGAAA